AUGCCCGACAUUGCUCACCCAGCAGGCGCGGGCCUGCCGGACGAUAAUCAAGGGCCACGAAUUCUCGCCGCCACGACGAUAGCCACCGGAUGCGCCUUCAUUACUGUCCUGGCCCGCGUCUACGUUCGACUAUUUGUCAUUCGAAAUGUUGGACUCGAUGAUUACACCAUGAUCUUAACGAUGGCACUGUCACUCGCUGGAUGGGCCAUUAUUAUCCCCGAGGUUCGGUACGGCGCAGGCCGGCAUACAGCCUACGUCUUGGACACGGCCACCAUGGCCACGCAUUUGAAUUUCGCCACACAGGCCAUCUAUAUGUGGGCAAUUGGGCUGGUCAAAAUCUCCAUCGGGCUCUUUCUGCUGCGAUUUGCGCCGCGUAGAGGAUACAAGGUCUUUAUAUGGGUCGUGAUCGUCCUGAUGUUCCUAUAUACUGCCAUUUGCUUUUUUACUCUUAUCUUUCAAUGCAAGGACAUUCGGUCGAUUUGGGACCAGUCGGUCAAGUCCGAGUGUUUUAAGCCUCCUCAGCUGCUGGCCUUGAGCUAUACCAACACCGCACUCAACAUCCUCACCGAUCUUGUCUUUGCCAUCUUGCCAGUCUUUAUGCUGAGGCACUUGCAAGUCAAUCGCCGAGUGAAAGCCUCGUUGAUGUGUAUACUGGGUCUGGGAAUCUUCGCCUGUGCCGCCGCAUGUGUCAAAGUCUCCGUCCUGCCGAACUACGGCCGCACGGGCGAUUUCCUCUGGGACUAUUCCGAUCUGACGAUUUGGGUUGUUGUCGAGUCCAACAUGGGCAUCAUGGCUGGUAGUCUGCCGACCCUGAAGCCGCUGUUCAAGCAGGUCUUGGGCAGCUACGCUUCGCGAUCCAAAACUCGACCGUACACGUACGGAAGCAAGCCUUAUCGCCUACACUCGUUGUCACAAUCCGGUCACCAACGCUCCCAAACCUUGCGCAGCGCAAACCAGAGCGGCUGGGAACCCGAGGCGGAUCAGAAACGACCGCAUCAGGCCUCGCGAGAAUACGUGACGACGACCACGACGACCAGUUAUCCUCAUAAAGGCGGCAACAAUUCCAGCGAAGAAUAUAUCCUGUCGUCUCGCGACCCGGACGCCAUCACGCUGACCACAGAGGUGCUGGUGUCGCGCUCGCCGGAUGCUCGGCCAGGACGCAAUCAACCCGGGGCUCAUUCGGCCGGCGGCAGCUUUGGACAAGCCAACAUGGUUUAG
This is a messenger RNA of Aspergillus steynii IBT 23096, 1218 nucleotides long. RefSeq names its product integral membrane family protein. The transcript has 9 exons. The coding region runs from base 1 to 1218 and encodes 405 amino acids. Lineage: Eukaryota; Fungi; Ascomycota; Eurotiomycetes; Eurotiales; Aspergillaceae. The record is from RefSeq and is a predicted model, not a curated record.